Pygocentrus nattereri (red-bellied piranha) is the source of this 1719-nucleotide messenger RNA. RefSeq lists its product as uncharacterized. The transcript is spliced from 2 exons. NCBI's taxonomy places the organism in Eukaryota, Metazoa, Chordata, Actinopteri, Characiformes, Serrasalmidae. The record is from RefSeq and is a predicted model, not a curated record. Gene Ontology annotation, molecular function: single-stranded RNA binding. Gene Ontology annotation, cellular component: ribonucleoprotein complex. Gene Ontology annotation, biological process: retrotransposition. Bases 664 to 1593 code for a protein of 309 amino acids.
UUGUACUUUAAUAUUUUGUUGAACAACCUAAAACACUGUACUAUGUGUAUGUUUGUGUUAAUGUAGCCUAAAUUUCUGUCUUGGUUUUUGUGCCUUGUCUUCUGCUGUGUUCUUAGAUUAAAGACUGUAAAACUGAGGAGGCAUGGAAAAAUCUUCAGGACAGUUUGGGUGACUGGAUUGCAGAUUGUGGUGUGCCAGGGGUUUAUGAAGCCAAAGUCCAUGACGUUCCUCAGAUACUUUCCCAAGUUGUGAAGCAUUUCAUCUUUCACAGAACUGCAAACAUGAUUGAGCAGUUUAAACAAGGGAUGAACUCUUGUGGCAAACUUUGGGAAACUGGAGAGGUACUGGAAUGCAUUUCAGUGCCUGUUUACACACACAGAGGGACGACUGACAAGAGCUGCCUUUCGCUGUCUUUUCAAUGUCGUUUGGAGUGACGAAGGGACAAACAACAAGGAAGCUGAAGAGGACACUAUGUUUGCAUGGGAAUGUCUUCUCAACAGUGUGCAAGGUAGAGGGGGCGCUAGUGAGCGAGCGAUGGUGUAGGUUGCAUGUUGCGGAGCUCUCCAGAACUUUGUCAGUUAAGUGAUAUUUAGGCGUAAUACAGAUUACAAGUCUCUUCACUUUAUAUCCAACUUGCAUACUUUACGAAAGGGAAGGCAAAUCAUGGCCAGCAGGACCACUAAAGGGCGUGCUGUGGCCACUUCUUCGACUGGGCCUGCUAAAGCUAACGCGCCGUCACCCCCAAGGGUCUCGGGUGAGUCCGAUAACCCCGCUCAAACACCUGUGACGGCGGUAAGCCCUUCUCAAAUCAUGGCCUUCAAAGACGAGUUAGUGGCAGCGUUGCGAGCGGAUUUUGCGAGCAUUUUCAAGGAUGAGAUCCGAGUGGUGUUUGAAAGCGAAAUUUCUGCUAUUAAACAGGAGAUGCAAGAUGCCAAAACGGAAAUUUCUAACUUUAAGACUGAUAUAAGGAAGGAUGUUGAAGCGAUGGAAAACACCAUGGAGCAGAUGGAAAGGGGGCUUUCUGGAUGUUCAGAUGACGUUGUGGCAUUACAGCGCACUGUACAACAACUUUCAAACCAGGUGGCGGCCUUAGAGGACAAAUGUGAGGAUCUGGAAGGAAGGUCCAGACGUAAUAACAUUCGGAUAAUAGGGGUACCAGAGGGCGUAGGCAGCAGCAGCGUGUCGGCAGUCUCCGCACUCUUGAAGGACGCCUUUCAGCUAGAAAAGGCCCCUCUACUGGAUAGAGCACACCGCACCUUACAGCCACCCCCGAAGCAAGGAGCAACCCCUAGAGCCAUAGUGGCCCGUCUUCACUAUUUUCAUGAUUGCUCUAACAUCUUGCGACUUGCCAGAGAAAGGAAACGUGUGGCUGUGAACGACUUGACCAUCUCAGUGUAUCCGGAUUAUACAGCGAAAGUCGCCCGGGCGCGAGCAGCCUUCAAUGACAUCAGACAGCAGUUGCGUGGCAUCGAGGGACUUCGUUUUGGCAUACUUCAUCCGGCUAGGCUUCGCAUCACUUACAAAGGAGUGGAGAAGAAUUUCACAUCGCCAGUUGAUGCCCAGAAGUACAUCGCACAAGAUAUUAUAAAAUAACCAACCGCCGCACGUUCGGAGUUUCCUCUUAUGUAAAGGGGAUGCAGAGCCUGAAUGUGUCUACUUUAAUUAACGGGACAAGGUUCCUAACCAGCCUAUUUUGAUUGCUUGACCUUUCGAGCUGGG